AUGUCAAGCCCUGGGAGACCUGAGAAACAGGUCCCUGUCCGCUCACUUUCGGAGACUGCAUUCAAGGAAAUCUGCCGUCAGUUGGAACAAGCCUUUACGGACGAAAAAGCAUCUGCCUCCUUUGUCUGUGGGGGAACCAUCCCGAUGGUAGAGAAACUGAUCAGUGUUUACUGGCGCAAUGGCAAACAUGACUCGCAGGCUCAGGUAGUUGAUCUCCCUGUCCCCAGCACUGGUGAUGAUGGAAACAACAGGCUCGUUCAUUCACUGGUUGCUAGCUGUGAAGCUGCAAGCUUCGGCAGAAACAAGGAGACCGUCAUGGACCCUGAGUACCGGAAGGCAGGGAAGCUGGAACUGGAUCAGUUUGCUACCACUUUUCACCCUGCGGACCACGGUAUCCUCGAUGAAAUUGCCCAGAACCUAGUUCGCAACCUCGAUGCAGGCAACGCGUGGCUUGUUCCUCGACGGGUUGAGGCAGAGCUCUACAAGCUGAAUGUCUACUCGGGCCCGUCCGGUCUUUUCCAGAAGCAUGUUGACACCCCGCUCUCCGAGAAUCAGAUUGGGUCUUUAGUGGUUUGUCUACCGUCCCCAUUCAAAGGUGGGAACUUGAUGGUUCGACACAAUGGCAGCGAGGUGGAUUUUGCAUGGGAAGUACACAGCGCAAACACCAUUCAAUGGGCUGCUUUCUACAGCGACUGCGAACAUGAGAUCAAAACCGUGAGCGAAGGUCACCGCAUCACCCUGACCUACAACCUCUACGCCAAGGUCGAGGCAUCAAAGCCCCCAAGUCCAGUCCUUGAUGCUAGAUCCUUGCCCAUGUAUGGUCUGCUGAAAGAUGUUCUCCAGAAUCCGGGAUUCAUGAAAACAGGCGGCGUUCUCGGAGCAUUUUGCGCCCACAGCUACCCCCACGCCUACGAGGGUGUCGAAAAGCUGCUCCCGCAGUACCUGAAAGGCUCUGACCUAGGCCUGUAUGCUGUACUGCAUGCAUUGGGCUUCAAGGUCGAGGUUCUACCUGUUGUGGUCAUGCAUGAGGGGGACGAAGAAUGGGGCUAUCCUCAGUGCUGGAACCCCAAGACCAGCCGAUACAAGACAGACCUUCAGCUCAAUGAUGAAGAUGUGGCCAUCUUCGUUGGCCCCGAGCUGAAGGCUUUUGACGCAAUGUUCAAUUCCGGAGAGGAAGAUUACCGCGAAGAAAGCUACGAGAAGCCUAUAACCUGGAUUUCUGACCCACAACACCCAGCAGCUGCGAUGGCCCAUAUCAACUACGGUAACCAGGCCGAGGCCGGGCUGAUGUACUCCUACGCCACGAUCAUCGCUGAGAUUCCCGCAUGGAAUGAGAGACAGCUCCGUAUGCAGGAACUGACCGAGACCGAGUAA
Penicillium cosmopolitanum is the source of this 1374-nucleotide messenger RNA. RefSeq names its product 2OG-Fe(II) oxygenase. The coding region runs from base 1 to 1374 and encodes 457 amino acids. The transcript is spliced from 4 exons. The record is from RefSeq and is a predicted model, not a curated record. NCBI's taxonomy places the organism in Eukaryota, Fungi, Ascomycota, Eurotiomycetes, Eurotiales, Aspergillaceae.